Cantharellus anzutake is the source of this 1290-nucleotide messenger RNA. RefSeq lists its product as uncharacterized. Lineage: Eukaryota; Fungi; Basidiomycota; Agaricomycetes; Cantharellales; Hydnaceae. The transcript has 5 exons. Bases 1 to 1290 code for a protein of 429 amino acids. The record is from RefSeq and is a predicted model, not a curated record.
AUGAACCCUGGCCCGCCGUCCUCCAAUAAGUCCGAUUCUAUUCAGUGCAGCGACCGCAAGUCUCAAACCUUACCUGCUGGGGAGGCUCAGCGGUCUUCCUCCCUGGAACAACUGAACAUAGCAACAAGGAGACUCACCAUUAUGACGAUCUCAUCCGGUUCCAUAUAUACAGAUGAAAAAGAGACCGAAGUGAUGAAUUUCCACGACAUCUACGGCGCUUCUGAGGACAAUGAUCACCAAAGUGUGGAUCUGGAGAAAGACUUCUCCCCUCUUCCCGAUCAGGCUUCAGACUCGAGUGACUCUGCCUUCGACAUCCCAUAUUCGAAGUCAUCUUCGAAUCACCCGUCUAUUGAAGCUGCGUCAGUCGGAGACACCCAUAGCACCCAAAAUUUGCCUACUCUUGGGUCUCCUCAGUCUCAAAGCCCCUUUUCAAACGAACCCUCUUCUAUCACCACGUUUGCUUCCAGCGCUUACCCUUUGCAGGGGGAUGCUGAGUAUCGCCCUACGACAACUGUUCUGUCCGCUUUCUCGAGUACUGCGAGCAAUAAAGAUGGGAUUGUACACCCUUGCCCUCAUGCACUUGCUCGAGUCAAUGUUCCCCCCUGCACGGACUCCUCGGUUUCUCUACCUAUCAGGCCCCCUCGGAAUCCUUCACGCCCCUUGCUAUCAUUGGAUGGUCAGGAAAGUGUUCUCUCUCCUCAACCAGCACUCAUUCACCCCUCAUCAUCCACUCUUGAGAUCCUGCGCAAGAUCACGCAUGAUUCGAGAGAGUCGCCCAGAAUAUCUCCAAUCAAAUCUUUGUCUAUUAUGAUCAAGAAGACUCUAAGGCAUUCUAAGAGUAUGCCAGGCCUGGAUAUCAGCCACGAAGCUUCAGAACAAAGGGACCAUAAACUUUCUGCGAGAUCUGUUCGGGUACAUUUUGUUGAUGAGGACAUGGCUACGAAAGAAAGCUCCUACAUACGCCAAUAUGACUCUUGUGUGGAUUUAUCCCAGACCAAGGAACAAGGUGUCUACGCACCUUACAUUUCGUUCCCAGUAACUGCUUCCUCGUCGAUGGCUUUCCACCUCCCCAAGAGACUUGCUGGGCUACCGGUACCUGUCAGCUGUCCUCCGAACUCGCCUGCGCUAUCUGCUGUUACCACUGUUUCUGACUCGACUACUCUUGUCAACCCCUCUCCUCGGAUUCCUGAAUUGACUCUUGCCGAUGACGAUACGUCACGAUUAAACACAAAGGUGCUCCCCAACGGAAGACCAGUACUGAACGAAGACGACGAUGGGCGACUCUGGUAA